Molecule: messenger RNA, 3642 nt
Organism: Spodoptera litura
Lineage: Eukaryota; Metazoa; Arthropoda; Insecta; Lepidoptera; Noctuidae
Biological process (GO): amino acid transmembrane transport
Cellular component (GO): membrane
Molecular function (GO): L-amino acid transmembrane transporter activity
Source: RefSeq, a predicted model, not a curated record
ACAAAACGUCAAAAUUGACAAAACAACACGAAUUCUUUUGCAAGCCCGCAGGCGAAGUAGUUCAAAACAAUACGCGACCCGAUAAUGUGGGCCUAAAUCAUUUCUAUAUUAGAAAAGUUUGUGCAGUGAAAAUUACUUUAAUGUAAUAAUUAUGGGUACCACCGGCCAGUCUAUCACGCUAGCCAAUAGCAUUAUCGGCGUCGGAAUAUUGGCUAUGCCAUUCUGCUUUCAACAAUGUGGUGUGUUAUUAGCUACUCUAAUUCUUGUGUUUAUGGGACUAAUCUCAAGAUUAUGCUGUUAUUUCCUUUUAAAAUCUGCUCUACUUGCAAGGAGAAGAAAUUUUGAGUUUUUAGCUUUUCAUGUAUUCGGACAAGCGGGAAAAAUUGCAGUUGAAGUUGGAAUCAUUGGUUUUCUAAUGGGAACAUGCAUAGCUUACUUUGUUGUUGUUGGUGACCUAGGACCACAGAUUGUAGCUAAAAUGUUCAACAUAAACCAAAGUGACAUACUGAGAACAUCAAUAAUGGUGAUUGUGUCACUGGUAUGUGUUCUUCCACUGGGGCUACUAAGAAACGUGGACAGCCUGAGCAAUGUCAGUGCAGCCACCAUUGCAUUCUACUUCUGUCUUGUUAUGAAGGUAAUAUUUGAGGCUGGUUUCGUUAUGAUGUCGAGCGACUGGGCGUCACGCGUAGAGAUGUGGCGACCGGCUGGCCUGUUGCAAUGUGUGCCUAUAUUCUCUAUGGCGCUCUUUUGUCAAACACAACUGUUCGAGAUAUUCGAGUCCCUGCCGAGCCUGUCCCUGGAGAAGAUGAACAUAGUCACUAAGAACGCGAUCAACAUUUGUACCGCGGUCUACUUUACGUUAGGAGUCUUCGGAUACGUGGCUUUUGCAUCACAUGAAAUAUCCGGCAACAUCCUUAUGAGCCUGAGUCCCACAAUGGCGAGUGACGUCAUCAAGCUCGGGUUCGUUAUGUCGCUCGCAUUCAGUUUCCCGCUCAUCAUCUUCCCAUGCAGAGCCAGUUUAUACUCUUUCUUAUACAAAAAGGUACACUCCUCCCACCACGACCACAUAAUCAACCACUCGAUCCCUGAAUCGACGUUCCGCUGCAUCACCGUCGGCAUCAUAGGCGUGGCUCUAUUCAUCAGCUUGUUGAUCCCAAACAUUGAGCUAGUACUGGGCCUGGUCGGGUCCACUAUAGGAGUCCUCAUAUGUGUCGUGUUCCCUGCUGCUUGCUUCGUCAAUGUGACCUUUAAGAAUACUAAUGAAAGGGUUUUGGCUAAGGGCGUCUUAGUCCUAGGUCUAGUGAUAAUGGUACUAGGAACAUACGCCAACCUGCAAGCAGCAGAGACGAGCAUCGAGCGGUAUGAUGACAAAUACACUCAGGAGAGGAUCGACAAGAUCGUAGAGGAUUUCUUUGAGAGCAGGGUCAAAGAAGAUAUGUACCUAAAUCAGCCGCAAAAUGAUUUACAAAAUGAAGUUCAAAAUAACAUAGCGUUAGAAAAAGAAGUAAGAAAAGAUUCAGAAGUACAACCACCGAACCCCGUCCCACCGGAAUCUCAAUCUAACGAGAAAAUAAUUCACGCAAACAAUGUUAUGAAAACAGAAGAGAAAAAGCCACCACCAUUACCCGAGCCUAAAGAAAAUGCAGACAAAGUAUCAGAAACACAUCCAAGGAAUCUGAAAAAUAAACUAGAACAAGCCAAUGGUGCAAGCAAUGGAGAAGCAAAAGCUAAGGAAGUUAAAACACAAUCAAACGAAGACAAAAUAGACAUAAUGAAACAACAAAAACUCAUAGAAACUAUCAAACAACACGGUGAAGAACAGAAAGAACUAAUUAAAGAACAAAAAGAGAUUUUAGACGAAAUAUUGAAGACUAAGAAGGAAUUACAGCAGAAUAAGAACGAAGCUGACGAAGCUAAAGCUAAGAAAAUAGCUGUUGAAAGUAUUAAACAGAUCGCAGAUAUAGCUAUCAAAAGCAUCGGUGGAGUCACAGAGAAGCCUGAUCAAGUCAAAGAUGAUGUUAAAGUUGAACAAUUGGAGAAAAUGACUAAUGAUGCAGUGCAAGAGAUAGCUAAGAAGGCUGUGGAAACUAUAGAGGCUAUACAAGAGAUUAAGGAGAAGCCUGAACAACCUGCGCAGGUUGUAGAAAAUAAACCUGCACAGGCAGUUGCAAACAAUCUGCCAGCACAAGCUGCACAAGCAGUUGGUAACAAUCCUGCACAGGUUAAUGGUCAAGUGAAUCCUGCACAAAAUAAAGAACCAAGCCAAAACCAACCGCAAGCACCUGCAAAUCCACCAGUUUUAAAUGCUAUACCACCUUUGGUAAAUGGCAAAGUAGAACAACCUAUUGCUGUACCUAAUGCAUUGCCACAAGUUAACAAUAUUGUUCUAAAUAACGGAGCUCCUGUACAAAAUAACGUUGCACCAGUAAAUCAAGAAGUCAAGCGAGCGAUCAAUGAAGCGAAUAAUGCACAAAUAUCAAACAAAAUAAUUGAUAAUAAGGCUCAAAUUCCUGAAGCAGAAGUUAAACAUUCACAUUCUCCAGACGAACCACAGUCGUAUAAGCAAGGCGAAGACACACAGGGUAAAGCAGAAAAACAAAUUGUUCAAAACGUGCCUCCUCCUAUAGUUAAUGGUCUAGGUCAUAAUAAAAUUAAGAUAGAUAAAAAACCAUUGGCUGAAAUUGAUAACAUAAAAUUAAUACCGGCUCAAAGCAAUGGCGUCAAUUCUAACGCACCAAAGGAUCAAGUGAAUGGAAAUCCAGCAUUAGUAAGGCCUAAGAGAGAAGUAGUAGAUUGUACGAAAACUAUUUCUUUGAAGCCAGAAGAUAGAGCAAUUUGCAAUGCCAUGGCCGUUAGCAAAGAAUCGCAGGAGAUCCUAAAGAGUGUUGAUAUGAAUGAAAUAGCGUUACCCAAGUCUUUACUUCAGGAUCCGAAUUUAAUACAUCACUUAAGAUCUCUAAAAAGUUUUGAUAAAGAUGAGAGGUAAAGAGAUCUCUUUCUAACUUGGUUUUUUAUAUGCGUGAUCGAAUAAUGCAUUUAUUUGUUGAUACGUUUUACUAUUUGUAUUCUUGAUAUGAAUUCCUUAUAAGUCAUAAGAUAUAAAGACGGAUUGGAAUCGUUUUUGAAAUUUUUGAGUAUUAUUGCUAUUGCCAUAUUAGAUUACAAAUUUUCGAUGUUUUAUGGUGAGAAAUUACAAUUAAAUUUACAGUAAGUUAUGAAAAUAUUCAUAAUAGAUGCGAUAUAAAUAGAUUUUUGUUCGAAAACACACUGGCUUAGUAGCUUGAGAGACUCAAAUAACAUUAAAAUACUUUCUUAAUAUUUGUAUCGAAACGGAAACCAGAAUAAAUUCUAUUUAUCUCGAAUUAAACACAUGGCAUUUUGUAGCAGUAUAUAAUACUGAUAUUACACACGAAUAUAUGAAUAAAGUAGCUGUAUAUAACUUGGCUAACCUUAAACUACGCACUAGUUCAAUGUGAUAUAACUUGUCUAAGUUAUUAAUUUAUUUUAAUAAAGUAUUCGUAAAACAUUUUUACGUACUAGGUAUCGACACCCUUAGAAAUCAGUCUAUUGUUAUAUAUGUAUGAGAUAUACUAAAUUAAUUAUUAUGUUCCUCGGCUUACUCAUGUAAUUAUUUGACGAGGA